Molecule: messenger RNA, 1971 nt
Organism: Coccidioides immitis RS
Lineage: Eukaryota; Fungi; Ascomycota; Eurotiomycetes; Onygenales; Onygenaceae
Product: alkaline phosphatase
Exons: 8
Coding region: 1-1884 (627 amino acids)
Source: RefSeq, a predicted model, not a curated record
AUGCGAUACUCGUUGGGCCUGCUGGCCCUGUCGGCGGCCACCGCUUCUGCAUCCUUUGCAGGGAAUCUCAACUAUCGCAGCCCCUCAGCCAACCAUCCUAGCUUGGGGGUCUCUGUUCCCAAAGUUGAAAAGAGGUCUGAGCCUGGAUCUGCCUUUGAUCCGGCGCAAUUGAACUUCACCCAUGGUGUGGCAUCGGGAGACCCAUAUGCUACCUCCGUCAUCCUAUGGACGCGCUGCUCCCCGAUGUUUGAUGACGUGAACGAUAAUAGCACCGUCUCCGGUCUAGUGCCGAUGUACAACCCCGUUCCCAUCUAUAAGGAUACGGAUGAGCAUCGGCCUAUAUCAAAUGCGCCCGUAUGCCUCCGCUUCAAGGUUGCUACCGACGAUAAGCUGAAACGCGUUGCGGAUGAAGGGACGGUUUAUACCAGCUCUGAUGUCGAUUACACCGUGGAAGCAACGAAACUGAAGCCUUUCACCACUUAUUACUACCAAUUCUCUGUCUGUGGAUCCAACAAGAAAAGCCCCAUCGGGCGCACCAAAACAGCCCCAAAGGCAUCUCGUUCGGUCGACCGCAUCAACCUGGCGGUGUUUUCCUGCAGCAACUAUCCAUUCGGUUUCUUCAAUGCCUAUGGUAACGUGGCACGGAAGGACUCUGUGGAUUACGUCCUUCACCUUGGAGAUUACAUCUAUGAGUAUGCUGACGGCGAAUACGGCUCCGGCAAGGAUAUUGGACGAUUGUCUCUACCAGAUCGCACCAUAUACACUCUCUAUGAUUACAGAAAGCGACUUGCAACUUAUAGGACCGAUCUUGAUCUCCAAGCCAAUCAUCAAAACUUUGCCUGGAUCCCGGUGUGGGAUGACCACGAAGUUGCAGACAACUCCUAUCGCGAUGGCUCAUCCGAAUUGAAUAAUACGGAGGCAUCGUUUAUUAGCAGCGGCGGCAUCUCGGUGGAUCAACGGAAAAUGAACGCAGUUCGUGCGUAUUUUGAAUGGAUGCCAAUCAGACAGGUUGAUAUGGACGACAACCUUCGUAUUUGGAGGAAUUUCCAGCUUGGCUCUCUUGUGGACGUUAUUAUGCUCGAUACCAGGAACUAUGAUCGAUCGAUUACCAACCUGUAUUGGAAUAAAGACUAUGUCGACCAAUUGCAGAACGAACCCAAUCGCAGCUUGAUGGGCUCCAAGCAAGAGAACUGGCUCUACCGCAAUCUAAUCCAAUCCGCUAAACGAGGAGCUAAAUGGCGUAUUAUUGGAAGCCAAAUAGUCUUCUCAUCUAUCGAUGAAUCUGCUGCAUUCGGCGAUAAUCGGGCCUUCAAUCUGGAUGCUUGGAACGGCUACCAGGCCAAUCGAAACCGCACCUUCAAGACUCUAUUUGAUAACAAAAUCGACAAUAACAUUUUAAUUGCAGGAGACAGCCACGCGAACUGGGUGAGCGACUUGGUCUGGCUGGGUCAGAAGGAAUACGACCCUGCCACUGGAGCCGGGGCAAUUGGCGUCGAAUUUGGAGGAAGCGCAGUGACAUCCUCAUCCCCAGCGGGACGCAAUAUCGACAUCAAGGAUUCCAUCAACGCCUCGAAAGCACUUGUGACAACUAACCCAGUUCUCCAGUGGUCGGAGCUAUAUUAUCGUGGAUACUUCGAACUUCAUAUCACUCCAAAGGAGGUUGAUGCUCGCUUUUUUGGUACUCCUAAGCUGCGAGUUCGUAACCCUGGUGAGAUUUCUCUGGCCAAUUUCACGGUUAAGAGUGGUGCGAACCGUCUAGAUCGUGGUCCUGUGGGAGUUCCUGCUGGAGGUAUUGUGGAGAAUGGCUGGCUCAAGGGUGGGAAGGUCGUCCAGACGAAUGUCACCAAUAGCACUGACACAGGUCGGUGGUAUAUUAGCAAUUAGAAAGUCUUGUAAGUAUCCAACUGUUGUAUAUAUACGUGAUUGCGAAUAGGGAGUACCUGUUAUGGCUACAUUACGAUUUGUCCCUUC